Molecule: messenger RNA, 2849 nt
Organism: Petromyzon marinus (sea lamprey)
Lineage: Eukaryota; Metazoa; Chordata; Hyperoartia; Petromyzontiformes; Petromyzontidae
Gene: ARSK
Product: arylsulfatase family member K
Molecular function (GO): arylsulfatase activity; glucuronate-2-sulfatase activity
Source: RefSeq, a predicted model, not a curated record
CGGUCCUGGGCCUCCCCUAGGUCGACUCAGCCUCAAAUGAGUACCCGGUGCGGUGUGUAAACAUCGCCACAAGGAGAGACGAAGGCGACCGGGCUUGGCGCUGGCCAGCCAUCAGCUCGUGUGCCACAGUGCCGACCUUCAUCGGCGCUGCUCGCUCACAGCACUUGCCCCAUCAGUCUGUUCAGCCUUUGUGUGUGUGUCUGUGUGUAGUUGUGACGCACCAGCCCGUGUGUGUGAAUCUCUGCGUAUCUGAGAGCGAGAGCGGGGGGAGGAAGAGGGAGGGAGAGAGAUUUGAGCUCGAGAAGAAAGCUGCACUCUGUUCGCGGCAUUGGAGUUGAUCCGAAAAUCAGCGACCUCCUCCCUAGCUUGUUGAAACACCUGGUGUGAGGAUCAUCCAUCGGUGGAAACCUCACCCGGUCACUCGACGCGGCCCACCAAUCCUCUCUCGAUUGCAGCCGUGCAGCCCAGCGAUGUUCACAGCGGCCGGUGCUGUUGCCACACUCGCGCUCACGCUGGUGCUGGCGUCUCGUCCGGCACCAUCAUCGUCUUCGUCUCCAUCCAACUCCUCCUCCUCCUCCUCGUCUCCCUCCACCCCAGCUCGGCCCAACAUCGUGCUCGUCGUCUGCGACUCUAUGGACGGGCGGCUCGUGACGGCGCCGCGGCCGCCCGUGCCUCUGCCGUGGAUUGAGCGCCUGGCGGCGGCCGGGGCGGCCUUCACCACGGCGUACACCAACUCGCCCGUGUGCUGCCCGUCCCGCGCCGCCCUCUGGAGCGGACUUCACACCCACGUCACCGCCGCGUGGAACAACCACAAGUGUCUGCCGCCAGGUUACCCGACGUGGCUCGACCGCCUGCGUGCCGAGGCCGGCUACACCACGGCCGUGUUCGGCAAGACGGACUUCACGUCGGGCGGACACUCGCUGAGCAACCGCGUGGAGGCGUGGACGCGCGGCGUGCCGGGGCUGCUCCUGCGCCAGGAGCCGAGGCCCCGCGCUGAGCUCGUGGGGAGCGAGCACACGAGGAGGGUGCAGCUCCGCGAUUGGAACAACACGGACCGCGCAGUCCGCUGGAUCCGCGACGUGGCGCCCGGGAGAGCUCCCUUCGCGCUCUACCUGGGCCUCAACCUGCCGCACCCGUACAAGACCCCGUCCGCGGGCCCCGACGCCGGCUCCUCCACCUUCCGCACGUCGCCCCACUGGCUGCACCGCGUGCGCCGCGGCGCCGUCGUGGUGCCGCGCUGGCUGCCGCGCGACGAGGCCCACCCCUGCGACGCGUACGCCACCUUCGUCAAGAACUGCUCGGGCCCCUUCGCCGACGACGAGGUCAUCGCGGUGCGCGCCGCCUACUACGCCAUGUGCGCCGAGACGGACGCCAUGCUGGGUGCGGUGGUGCGCGCGCUGGGCGCCGCGGGCUUCCACCUGCGCGGCGACACCUACGUGGCGUUCACGUGCGACCACGGCGAGCUGGCGCUGGAGCACCGGCAGUACUACAAGAUGAGCAUGUACGAGGGCAGCGCGCGCGUGCCGCUCGUCAUCGCCGGGCCCAGGGUGCGGCCGCGGAGGCAGCGCCGUGGUGGUGAUCGUGGUGGCCGUGGUGGUGAUCGUGGUGACGGUAGUGUUGGUGGUGGUGGUGGUGGAAAUGACGGUGAUGGCGGCAGUGGUUUUAGCGGCGGUGCUGGUGGCAGUAGUGGUGAUCGUGGCGGCGGCGAUGGCAGUCGAGGUGGUGGUCGUGGUGGCCGUGAUGAUGGCGAAAGUAUUGAUGGUGGUCGAGGUGGCGCUCGCGGUUGUGCUGGUGGUCAAGGUGCUGCUGGUGGUGGUCAUGGUGGUGCUGGUGUUGGUGGUGCUGGUGUUGGUGGUGCUGGUGCUGGUGUUGGUGGUGCUGGCAGUCGUGGCGGUGGUGAGUGGACGACGAGGUCAGUCCUUGAGCAGACGUUGGUGUCCCUCGUGGACAUCUACCCGACCAUGAUGGACAUAGCGGGGCUGCCCGUGGACCCGCGUCUCAACGGGACGUCUCUGCUCAAGCUGCUGGAGCGACGGGGACGCACGGCGCGCGCACGGAAGGGCGGCGGUGACGGCGUUCAUGAUAAUGAUGUCGGUGGCGUUUUUCAUGACGGCGUCGGUGAUAGAAAUUUUCACGCACCUCAAUAUCAUCAACAGCAUCGAAAUAAUUACCACCGUCGUCACCGCCAUCACGCUGCCCAAAAUAUAAUCACCGUCGGUAGUGAGCAUGCUGCUGAUGGCAACCAUCAGCGACACCAAGCUCAACAUCACCAUCGUCGUCCUCGUCGUUGCCAGCACCAUAUUCAUAACACAACCAACUACAACCUUCAAAACGACGUUGAUGAAAACGACCACGACGACGAGGCGACCUCCUCCGCUCACCGUGACCUCGUCAAACUCUCCCGCGGCCACCGCUGGGCGCUGAGCCAGUUCCACGGCAGUGACCUCAACGAGUCGGCGUACAUGCUGCGCGUGUCGCGCUGGAAACUCGUGGCCUACGGCGAGGGGCCCUCCUCCGCGACGCGGCCGCAGCUCUUCGACCUCGUCUCCGACCCCGAGGAGCUGCGCGACCUGUCGGCGUCGCGACCCCACCUGACCUCUCGCCUCGAAGCGGCGCUCCGCUCGCUGAUGGACUACCCGGCGGUGACGCGCGCCGUGCGCCGCUACGACCGCGCAGCCUUCCUCGAGUGGCGCGCCGCCGCCGGCCCGCGCUACCGGGAGGCCAUCGCGGGCCUGCGCUGGUACCGUGACUGGGCCGAGGACCCGCGGGGAAACCUCGAGGCCAUCGACGCCUGGCUCGAGCGAGGGGAGUGAUCACUGGCAGAGCCAGUGGGGCGGGGGGGGGGGGGG